AAUUAUCAUAAAACAAAAAGGUGGUUUUACACUGUGCAAAGUUCGAUCGCAUACCAUAAUGGCACUAGCGCUAUGCACAAAUACCUAAAUAGCUGAACGGAGCAUCCUGGUAAGCAGUUGUGGUGAUUGACAUCCAAUUUGAGGUGCUUUUCCGUGGGCUUUAUUCAGACCGGAAACAACAGUGUUUCAAUUUAACAAGUGCUCUCCUGCAGAGAUCCUCUUACUCUCCCGAGACCAUGGGAAACGUUAUAACAACAGUACAGAAAGCUCAGAACUAACCCUAUUUGACAGAGUUUUAGCUUCAUGAAAGGAUUUAAAGAGCGGAGAUGCGGUUGUGUCAGAAGAGUUUGGCAGUUUGAUUUGGUGUGCCCCAUUUCAUCAAGAGACGGUAUCACUGUAAACCUAACUGUGUAAAAUAAUAUAUUAAUAUGUACUGAAAGCACUAAUGCAAUGUAUGAAUGCAAAACGGUGAAUUAAAUUUUGAAAGACUUGUUUGUCCUCCCCACAGGUGUCAUUGUAGCUAUCCACAAAGUAUGUAUACUUAGCACUGCAUCUCACUGCACUCAAGGCUACUGCAUAUAUUUCUCAUUUUUUCCAAACAUAAACCUCUGAGAAUAAAGGAUAAUUCCACCAAGUGGAAUAAACACAGAAAUACAAAGAGUGUGUGAAGCCUGAUACUUUUCUUAUGGUUGUUCUGAUUUAGCUUGAAACUGUCAAUGUGCUUAAAAACUAAACUGUGUUUAAUUGUAGUGUUUUAUACUAUUGUAAAAUGUAGAUGAAUGCAUUAUUAUCUUUGUAUUAUUAUUAAGACAUUGUUUAUUGACACCACUAGGUUGCAGCUAGCGACCCACAGCAGAGAUUGGGACCCUAACCUCACCACCAAAGGUGUUUAGUGAGGCUACUAGUCUGACCACCCCCUCCUAUACACAGUCUUAUGCUGGACCAGCUGUAACAAAAGCCACACUCAGGGAAACACACCACCAGCCUUACUCCCCAUGUGCAGGUUACCUUGUCCUGCUCCUGACACUAAUGUAGCGACUCCAUCAGGGUCAGUAACCUUAAUGACAUCACCGAUAGCCCAAAACCACAGGGCCACCUGCCCCCCGAUGUCUUCAGUGCAGAGAACCUCAUGUUUAUGAUAAUGAAGGAGAGAUUAUAACUGCAACGGAGUUACCAUAAGAAAGCAUGCAACUGUUUUUACUUCAGUGAUGUCUGUCAAUAUGUUUUAUUUUGCUGUUUGGCUUUUUUAACUUAAGGAACUAUAAUGCAGCUGACAGGAGGGCCUCAUCCGUGUUUUGGAAGACUGGAAUUCCAGCAUCUAAGCUCAUGGUACACAGUGUGUGAUCCUGACUUUGACCUGCAUGAUGCAAAGGUCGUGUGUCGGCAGCUGGGCUGUGGGAUCCCUGUGGAGGAGCCCAGGGGGGCUGCAUUUGGGAAGGGGGGCGGGCAGGUGUGGUCAAAGAAGAUUAACUGCACAGGGGAUGAAUCUGAUUUUGGUCAGUGUUUGAGAUCCUCCACAGAGGAACAGAACUGCAACCAUGACACUGACGUGGGACUGAAGUGCUUCUGGUACACAGACUCCAGGCUGGUGGGCGGCCCUGACUCCUGCUCUGGGAGGGUGGAGCUGCAGUACCUCAGUGAGUGGGGGACAGUGUAUGAUGCAUCCUGGGAUAUGAGAGCAGCCAGUGUCCUCUGUAGGCAGCUGCAGUGUGGGAGCGCUGUGGCAGUGCCAGGACAGGCCUGGUUUGGAGAGGGGAGGGGCCGCAUCUGGGCUGAUGUGUUUGAGUGCCAGGGGAAUGAGACACACCUCUCCCAGUGUGCUGUGUCCUCAUGGAGUCGAGCUGCAUGCUCUCAUGGACGGGAUGCAGGACUCAUCUGUAAUGGGUCUAAAUCUCUCUCAGCUCUCAAUGGGACAGUACGACUGUCUGGAGAUAGUGGCUGUGAGGGUCAGGUGGAGGUUUACUACCAGCUGACCUGGAGCAGAGUUCUCAUGGACUCCUGGAGCUUCAGGGAGGCCUCUGUGGUCUGCAGGCAGCUGGGCUGUGGCUCUGCAGUGAGGCUGUACAGCUCCUCCCUGUCUGGGACAGGGGACAGUGAUGUGUGUCUGACAGGGUAUCAGUGCUCUGGGAGUGAAUCUCACCUGGUGAACUGCAGUGAUCAACAGACACUGAGCUGCAACUUUGGUACACAGAUGUCCAUAGAGUGUUCCAAUCACAGGUCCAUCAGGCUGGUGGGUGAUGCUGGGGGCUGUGCAGGGAGGCUGGAGGUGCUCCACCAGGGCUCCUGGGGGACAGUGUGUGGAGACUCCUGGGACCUGAAGGAUGCUCAGGUGGUGUGCAGACAGCUCCAGUGUGGGACGGCUCUCCGUGACCCAGUGCCCACCUUCUUUGGACCAGGAACUGGAUUCAUCUGGCUGGAUGAGGUGGACUGUGAGGGGAAUGAGACGUCUCUGUGGGACUGUCCUUCAGCACCGAGGGGACAGAAUGACUGUGUCCAUAAAGAGGAUGUAGGAGUUGUGUGUUCAGAAUAUAAGGAAAUCAAGUUGGCUGAUGGUUGCUGUGGGCAGUUGGAGGUUUUCUACAAUGGCACCUGGGGAAAUGUGUGCGUCAAUCAAAUGGACACAAACACAGUCAGCCUGAUAUGUCAACAUCUCAACUGUGGAAAGAGUGGGACUGUUUCUAACUCAUGGUCUCGGCUGAAAGGAGCUCCGAACUGGCUUGAUAACCUGAAAUGUCGCCCACAUGACUCCACACUGUGGCAGUGCCCGUCCUCUAACUGGGGAAACUAUAACUGUGAUGAAGGUGAAGUGGCUCAGAUCACCUGUGAUGGCCACCUACCCCUGAGACUGCGGGGGGGCAGUAGCGAGUGCUCAGGGAGGGUGGAGCUGUGGCAUGACGACUCCUGGGGGACGGUCUGUGACGACUCCUGGGACCUGAGAGAUGCCCAGGUGGUCUGCAGACAGCUGGGCUGUGGGACAGCACUGGAGGCUCAUGGGAACUCUGCCUUUGGACGAGGAACUGGCACCAUUUGGCUGAAUGAGGUGAACUGCAGGGGUGAUGAGCUCCACCUGUGGGACUGUCCUCACUCUCUUCAGGACCAGAGGAACUGCAGCCACAAGGAGGAUGCUGGUGUUACCUGUGCAGGUUCAUCGCUGCUUAAGGCCAAAACAGGGAUUCCAGCAACAUCUACAACAACAAAAAAUGUUCCUCUUCCAGUUGUACUCUUCUCAAAAGGCCCAUCCAUUCCUUUUGUGGUCUUCCUGGUACUGGGAUCCCUUCUCUUCCUGCUGCUGGUGAUAACAGCUGUCCAGCUGUACCAGAACAGACUGCUGAAGAGAGCUCUGUACCAGGAGGGUCUCACCCCUUUGCGUGACACCAUUUAUGAGGAGAUAGAGUACAAUCUGACCAGGGGGGAGACCUACAGAGCCCUUCACAAGGGAAGUGUCCUCUCUGAGGAGCUGCCCUCUGGGUAUGAAGAUGUGGAGGACAGUAAAGGAGACCCUCUCUCAGAGAAAUCAGAGAGAGAAGUGAAGGACGGUGAUGAUGAUGCUGUCAUUACUGAAAAGAUUGCUGAUAAUCUAUCAGGGGAUCUGGUGAUAAAAGACACACCAGCAGAUUAUGAUGAUGCUGGGUCUAUUGGGCAGGACUCAGGACAUUUCUUUGGUUCAGGGUUGAUGGUGACAGGAGAGACACCAGAGGACUAUGAUGAUGUUGAGGGUAUAGAGCAGAGUCCACAUGUUUUACCAGGUGAGAGAGCCUUGACCACACUGCCCCCUGGGGACGGCCCCCCUGAACCCGACCAGACUGACUAUGAUGAUGUGGGGGAGGAGGGACUGAUAGUCCUGCAUGAGGAAGCUCCUGUCCAAAGGUUCACAUAAAAGGGGCAAAACAGCUUAAUAUUUUAUACAGAGACUUUCACUAGUUCAGUUUUUCUAAAUUCAUCUGUCUUUUUAAAAAGGCCAUGUCUUUGUAUUGUUAUUCAUGAUAAAUGAAAUAAACAUAUAUUAAAUUCAAAUCUUUUGAAUUUGAGUACAAGCAUACCUAAAAUCGAGUAAGACUGACAAGGAGAAGUAGUUGGAUCUGUCAAUCUGUAGUAAUUAUUGACUGAUUAAUAUCUUAUCCCUGAAAGAAUGAGUAAGACAGGGAGGUACAGCAUGGACCAGACUCCAGGCACUCAGAUGUACACACAUUCACUCACUCACACACUAAAAGAAUCUUAGAGCUGAUUAACUUGAAUAUUUCAGAUAACAUUUUUUAAGGUCUCAAUGUAUUUGUUUACAAUAAAGGCAAUUUAAUAAUAUGCUCUUUUGUAUUAAUUUAAACACAAUUUAUGUCAAAACUUCUGUCCGCCUGUAAAAUUUAUCUUCAAAAUGUUUACUGUCUUCAACAAACCACAUAAAUAUUUAUCAUUAGCACUUACAACAUCAUUACGGCAAUUAGACAUUGUGUAUUUGUGCCUCAUUUUUAAAGCCUUAAAUACCUGUAAAUCUUAAUAGAAGUAGUUUGGGUUACCUGAUUACUGUCCUGUGUUCACUAUGCUAGUCAGACAUUUUUAUUUAUUUUAAUAGGAUGCUCAUAUAUUAAUUUAAACAAUUUAUGUCACAACUUUUGUGUACAAGUUUUGUUUGUGGCAUUUUCUGCUUUAAUAU
Molecule: messenger RNA, 4648 nt
Organism: Paramormyrops kingsleyae
Lineage: Eukaryota; Metazoa; Chordata; Actinopteri; Osteoglossiformes; Mormyridae
Source: RefSeq, a predicted model, not a curated record